This is a messenger RNA of Parascedosporium putredinis, 2070 nucleotides long. NCBI's taxonomy places the organism in Eukaryota, Fungi, Ascomycota, Sordariomycetes, Microascales, Microascaceae. The record is from the annotation of a GenBank genome assembly.
AUGGCUGAGCAACUGAUUCUCAAGGGCACCCUUGAGGGCCACAACGGCUGGGUCACCUCUUUGGCCACCUCGAUCGAGAACCCCAACAUGCUUCUCUCCGCCUCUCGCGACAAGACCCUCAUCAUCUGGAACCUGACCCGCGACGAGACCCAAUACGGCUACCCCAAGCGAAGCCUCCACGGUCACUCCCACAUCGUCUCCGACUGUGUCAUCUCCUCCGAUGGUGCCUAUGCCCUCUCCGCCUCUUGGGACAAGACUCUCCGUCUUUGGGAGCUCGCUACCGGUACCACCACCCGCCGAUUCGUCGGCCACAACAGCGACGUUCUCUCCGUCUCUUUCUCUGCCGACAACCGCCAGAUUGUUUCCGGUGCCCGUGACCGAACCAUCAAGCUCUGGAACACCCUCGGUGACUGCAAGUACACCAUCUCCGAUAAGGGCCACACCGACUGGGUCUCUUGCGUUCGCUUCAGCCCUAACCCCCAGAACCCCGUGAUUGUCUCCUCCGGCUGGGACAAGCUUGUCAAGGUUUGGGAGCUUUCCACCUGCAAGCUCCAGACCGACCACAUCGGCCACACCGGUUACAUCAACACCGUCACCAUUUCUCCCGAUGGCUCUCUCUGCGCUUCCGGUGGCAAGGACGAUCCACGCUCUCGUCUUCUCCCCAACCGCUACUGGCUCUGCGCUGCUACCGCCAGCAGCAUCAUCAUCUUCGAUCUCGAGAAGAAGAGCAAGGUUGAUGAGCUCAAGCCCGAGUUCACCGCUGUCGGCAAGAAGAGCCGUGAGCCCGAGUGUGUCAGCCUUGCGUGGAGCGCCGACGGCCAGACCCUCUUCGCCGGUUACACGGACAACAUCAUCCGUGCUUGGGGCGUCAUCAGCCUCGAGGACUUUGUGAAAGAGUUGAGACAAUGCAAGAAGAAGACGAUGAAUCCCGAGGGUCUUAAAGCGCCUUGCCCUACAUCCAGGAGAGACCCGGAGAUUGGGGCAGCCCUGAGCACUGCUCAGGGCCUUCGUCGGUUUGCAACGAGCUCGGAUGUCUUGACGAACGCUGUCCGAGCUGAGGCGCCUCGCCAUGACUGGAGCAAGGAGCAGAUUUCAGCCAUCUACCACACCCCGCUGAUGCAACUUGUUUACGAAUCGGCUACCGUGCACCGCAAGUUCCACGACCCCGCGGCGGUGCAGAUGUGUACGCUCAUGAACAUCAAGACUGGAGGUUGCAGCGAAAACUGCUCCUACUGUGCUCAGUCAUCCCGGUAUUCUACGGGACUCAAGGCCACCAAGCUCAGCACCGUCGACUCCGUGCUAGAGGCCGCCCGAAUCGCCAAGGAAAACGGCAGCAGCCGGUUUUGCAUGGGCGCCGCGUGGAGAGACAUGCGCGGCCGCAAGUCCAACCUGCGUAACAUCGUCGAGAUGGUCAAGGGCGUCAAGGCCCUGGGAAUGGAAGCGUGCGUGACGCUGGGCAUGCUCGACGGAAAUCAGGCAAAGGAGCUCGCCGAUGCGGGGCUCACGGCAUACAACCACAACCUCGACACCUCUCGAGAGCACUACCCCAACGUCAUCACGUCGAGGAGCUACGAUGAGCGAUUGCAAACGAUAGAACACGUCCGAAACGCCGGGAUCAACGUAUGCACGGGAGGCAUCCUCGGUCUCGGUGAGAAGCACGAAGACAGAAUCGGCCUCAUCUACGAAGUGGCAACGAUGCCGAAACACCCCGAGUCCUUCCCCGUCAACACCCUCGUAGCCAUCAAGGGCACGCCGCUCGAAGGCACAAAGGCGGUCGAGUUCGACUCGGUGGUACGUACGAUAGCCACAGCUAGAUUAGUCAUGCCGGGUACCAUCAUCAGGUUAGCCGCCGGGCGCAUCACGAUGACGGAAGAGAAGCAGGCCAUGUGCUUCCUCGCGGGAGCGAAUGCCAUCUUCACCGGCGAGAGGAUGUUGACCACUGCCUGCAGUGGAUGGGACGAAGAUAAGGCGCUGUUUAAGAAAUGGGGUCUGAGGCCCAUGGAGACGGAAGUCGUGUUGCAAGAAGAGGCUUGGGUGGAGGAGGAGGAGAGGCGUGUUAACUCUGGAUGA